Molecule: messenger RNA, 4266 nt
Organism: Auanema sp. JU1783
Lineage: Eukaryota; Metazoa; Nematoda; Chromadorea; Rhabditida; Rhabditidae
Source: the annotation of a GenBank genome assembly
AUGGUUCAAUCCGCUAAUCGAAAGCCACACUGGAUUGAGGCAGCCAGUAGUGCUUUUGCCGUAGCAUCGGCUUUGCCUGUAACCAUGAAUUCGAUGCAGAUAGCAGAUUUAUUUGAGAAGAUGGAAAAUGGCAUAUUCGAGCAAGUACCCCUUAACUCUGACAUCACUUCAAUUAAAAACUCGACUGGAGAGACUCUAUUAAUUGUUGCUGCCCGAGUAAAUAAUAUCUCAGCUGUUAAGCAUUUGGCUCAAGACAAUGACAUCAUAGAUGAGACGGAUAAUGAAGGAUGGAGUGCUCUGCUUAACGCCGCGCAUAAAGGAUACUCUGAUAUCGUCAAUGUUCUAUUAGAAAAUGGAGCUUCUGUCGAUUUGCCAGAUUUGAUGGGAUGGAGCCCUCUUAUGUGGGCAGUGUAUAAGAAUCAACCUGAGGUUGUAGCGGUUUUGCUUAAAUAUAGAGCGCACGUAAAUUUGAUAGAUGAAGAAGACGGCUUAACUCCUCUUAUAGUUGCUUCUGGUAGAGGCUUCACAAAUAUUGUAGAAAAGUUGUUGCAGCAUGAUGCUCAGGUUAAUGCUUGUGAUAAGUUUGGAAGUACAGCUCUUAUUUGGGCUUCCAGGAAGGGACAUUUACCUAUUGUUCAAUUAUUAUUAAACGCUGGAGGAGAAGUUGAUGCUGUUGGAAUGUAUUCAUCAACUGCUCUCAUGCUAGCCACAAGAGGCAACUAUAAUGGAGUUGUUGAUCUUCUUCUCACUCGUGAGCCAAACAUAAAUGUUGUUGACCAAAAUGGUCUUUCUGCGUUGGGAAUCGCUGCUCGUGAAGGCUAUAUAUCUAUCUGUGAAUCGCUAGUUAAUGCGGGUGCAUUCGUGAACCAAUGUGAUAGGUUUGGUAAUUGGAUUAUUACGAGUGCUGUUAGAUCUGGAAGUAUACCUAUUGUGAAAAUGCUGCUUGAUAGGUUCGCAGACGUAAACUGUAAAGAUUCUGAGAUGCGAACACCUCUACAUUUGGCUAUUGAUAAAUCGUUUGUGGAUAUGGUUAAUAUGAUUCUCGAGCGAAAACCUAAUCUUGAGAUCAAAAAUAAGGAUGGCGAAACUCCACUUAUUAGAGCUGUGAAAUCUCGUCAUGUCGCUUUAGUAAUGAUCCUACGUCGAGCUGGAUCAAAACUUUCUCCUGCUGACAUUAAUGGAGAUAAUGCUUUACACUUAGCUUUAAGAGCACGUAGUAGACGAUUGGCUCAAGCACUAUUAGAAAAUGCUCCGGUCAGCGAGAAACGUCUUUUGUAUCGUCCUAAUAAUGUUGGACAAACAGCAUAUUCCAUAGAUAUGGAGAAUCCACAACCAAUAUUGCCACUUCUGUAUGGUCCAAAACAAGCUGAUCAGCAAAUGGACAGUAUGAUGGGAUAUGAUAUAUAUAGUAAUGUCAUAGCCGAUAUAGUAUGUGAACCAUCUCUGUCUUUGCCAUUAACUAUAGGAUUGUAUGCAAAAUGGGGCUCAGGAAAAUCCAUUCUUCUCUCGAAGUUGAAAGAUGCCAUGAUAGCUUUCUCUCGAAGAUGGACAGAGGGUGCUCGUCUCAGACUGUCCUUCUUGUUCAUAUUUUAUGCCAUGUUUUCCUGUAUCAUUCUCACUUCAACUGUAGCAACGUUUGUCGCUAUAAGUGGAAGUCUAGCAUGGUAUAUAGCUGUAUGGGUGAUUGGACUUACUCUAGGGCUUUCCGUCGUAAUCAUAUAUGCUCUCCUGUGGUAUGGAAGUGAACACAAACCUUAUCCGCGCGCCACAUCCGCAGCCUCGAAAGUUGCGAAAGCAUUCAGUCAUGUUCGAUUGCUUUGGAAUGUUUUCACUCUACAUGCCCCUCUUCAAGAAGAGUGCGAUGUGUCUUCCAAUCCUGUUAGCUUCCUUUUCGCCGAUUACCAUAGAUUGUCUUCUAUUGGAGGAGAGCAAGCCCUAACAAAAAUUAUAACAACGUUAAUGGAAGCGGCUGAGCAACACUAUGGAAUUCUUCCUGUGCGAAUGUUCACGGCGAUCCGGAGAACUAAGGCGGGUCAACAUGGAAGUAUUCGACGCAUUCUUGGUUUCCCUCUGAUUCUAUUGGCUGGUUUCACUUUCAUAAUUCUAAUUAUUGGAGAGAGUUUUCUAUCUUACUGGCUUUUUAGCUAUAAGGAUAACACAGAUACUAUUUAUUUAACACUAGGAAUAGCUUUUCUUGCUCUAUAUGGAGCGAUAUGUUUGUAUCCCAUAAGUUUGAUAAUCCGAUACGGAUGGACUAAUAUACCACGAAGACGGGUUAAUAGAUCCGCACAAGUAGUCAGUACUCUCAAGCUAGAGGGUCUGAUGCAAAAUUUACAAAAUGAGGUUGACUUGUUAGCAGAAAUGGUUCGUUCUCUAGAUGCAUUCACUCAAAGUCAAACUAGAUUAGUAGUAAUCGUGGAUGGGUUAGAUAACUGUGAACAAGAACGAAUGGUACAAACUCUCGAUGCUAUUGAACUUCUGUUCUCUGCCAGACAAGAUCGUCCAAUUAUAUCCAUUAUUGCUGUUGAUCCACACAUUAUUAUAUCAGCUAUAAACCAUAACAUGCAGUCGGCCCUUGCAGGAACCGAAUUGACGGGUUAUGAUUAUUUGAAAAAUAUUAUCAAUAUGCCAUUCUUCUUGCAUAACACUGCUCUUCGUCAGCUGCAGAGAACUCUUAAAGAAAAACGAGAAUCUUAUGCGAACUGGAUGGAGAGGUUCCGACGGCAAGAAACAUUCCAUGGAUCACACUUAUCUCUCCGAGAAGCUGACGGUCGGCAGAGUAGAAAACAAACUGUUGUGAACCCCGGUAGAAAUAUUGGUGAAACAUUGACGGACGACUACUUCUCGAAUAUGAAUCCUCGUUCCAUUAGAAGAAUUGUUAACUCCCUCACAUUAUCAGGGCGUCUGAUGAGAGCUUUUGAAAUCGAAUUCUCAUGGCUCUCUCUUGGUCACUGGAUUUCACUAUUAGAGCAAUGGCCAGCUCGUAUGUGUUGGUUGAUUGAUAGAGCUUUAGAUAUUUCUAAUAAUACUGUGACCUUAGCAGAGAUAUAUUUGCAACUCAAAGACACUAUUCCAAAAAAAGAUACUUUAAUAGAGAUUGAUAGAAAUUCUAAUAAUUUUGAGGUUUUCCUCACAUCUGUAGCCAUUCCAUCGUCCGAACAACUCACUGUUGGACAUAUUAAGAAAUUUGUACCAUGUACAAGCAACCUAGAUCCUUAUUUGAGGAAGCUGAUUAGAGAUAAGAGACAAGGGCAAGUUGACCCUAUUGGCGAUAUGGGAUUCGGUUUACUCGUUUUGCCACCAAACGCCCAACACUUGUUCAGAGAUGAAAAUACAUGGUCGACUGUUAAUUGUCCAUUAGUUCAAAUGACCGUUGGCGAAGUGUGUGCACUUUUGAAACAACUUGACAUUUCCAAGGGACGAUUGGAUCGAAUCGUAUCAAAAUUCCAUGAUCUGAAUCUCAGUGGCUUAGUAUUGGCGACAUGUAAUUUGACAGACGUUCGUGAGGCUCUAAAUAUAACUUUGGGCGAUUGGACAAUGAUUCGACUCCUGAUUGAAACAUUGAAAGCUUUCGGAGCAAAUGUGCCUGGAAUAAAAACCGAGAGGAACACUCUAACUUUGAGAGAAGAAGACGAGGGUGAGGAUCAAGAUGAUUUCAAUGACAUAACACCCAAAGCUACUAUGACUUCGUCUUCAAAUUUAGCAGCUGAACAGAAGAGACGAUCACUGGAGGUGACUGACAACGAACAACUGAGUGUUGCUCACAACUGGUUGAUUGAGAAUUGGUCCGGAAUGGAUUUAGUUGAAACAGAAGGAGACAUCGACAAUGAUCAGUGUUCAAAUGCCCCUUCUGUUCGUUUUGAUUGUAACGAUCAUGCUGAGGAAGCGUCUGAUGCAGACAGCACAGAAUCAAGACUGGGUAGUAGUCGUAGGGGAAGCACUGAUAAGCUUUUAGAACCUCCCUCAGUUCCUCUCAGUCGUCACUCCAGCACUAAUGGAAGUAUGGUGCGCGUCAGAAGCUCAUACAGGAAUACAUCUAGGUAUCGGAAGCUCAGUAGGAGUGAGUUGAUGGCCGGAAUACAUAACGAUUCAAUCCACAGCAUGGCCGAAGGUGUGAGCAGCAGAUCCUCGCUUUUGUCGGAUGACGACGACCACCAGCAAACCGUUAUGAGAAGAGAUAAGGAGGAUAAAGAUCGAGCCCUUGAACAGUUAAAAACACUAUUCAAUCAGAGUAAUGAAAGUGGACGCACUUCCCAAAACAACUGA